This is a messenger RNA of Silurus meridionalis, 3716 nucleotides long. Its product is annotated as BTG3 associated nuclear protein. The record is from RefSeq and is a predicted model, not a curated record. The transcript is spliced from 13 exons. Gene Ontology annotation, molecular function: DNA binding. Lineage: Eukaryota; Metazoa; Chordata; Actinopteri; Siluriformes; Siluridae. Gene Ontology annotation, biological process: negative regulation of protein catabolic process; protein localization to nucleus. The coding region runs from base 474 to 2039 and encodes 521 amino acids.
AUGGAGGGAGUAUUUUGAGAAGCUGAGGAAUGAGGAAAAUUAGAGAGAGAGAAGGUUGGAUGUUGUGAAGAUGAAGCAGGAAAUGCAUAAGACUGGUAAGGAGGAAGUGAGAGCAGCUAUUAAGAGUGGAAAGUUGGUUGGAGGGGAUGACCAUGUAGAAGCAUGGAGAUGUUUAGGAGAGACGGCAGUGGAGUUUUUAACAAGAUUAUUUAACAAGAUUUUGGAUGUGAGAGGAGUCCGAGGAAUGGAGAAGGAGUGUGCUGGUACAGUUUAUUUAAGAAUAAGGAAGACGAUUUGGAGACACGAUGAGGGAGACGUGAUUGAGAUGGUUUGGACAUGUGAAGAGGAAGGACAUGGGGUAUAUAGAAAGAGGAAUGCUGAGGAUGGAGCUGCCAGACAAGGCCAAGAAGGAAGUUUUUGGAUGUGGUGAGGGAAGACAUGCACAAAGAAGAAGAUGUUUUAAUUACGCUUGAAUGAUGUCUGAGCAGGAUCUGGUGGAGAUUGUCCAGAUUGCUGUGGCUGACUUAAACCAUGAGGAAAAUGAUGCAGGUGUUCUGGAGAACCAUGAGGAUGCUGAUAAGCCUGACCGAAAGCGAGCAAGGAUGGAAAACAGUAACCAGGAUAUUAAAGCAAUGUUAAUGUCUAUCAGCCAGGCUAUUUGCCAGAGGUUAGACAACAUGGAGGCAAAGCUGCAGGUGCUGGAGGCAACAUGUAGGGCCUUGGAGGAGAAGUUUGACACUAUGAUGGGGAAAAGCCCAGGUGCAAUUCAGGUGCCAAUGGUGGCCGGAUCACCUUUUGGUGCUACACAGACCUGUGACAAAGUUCGCUGUGUUGUGCCCCAGACCAACGUGGUAAUGAGCAGCGAACGAAAACCAGGCCAAGAGGAGCCACUUGCUCGUACCACAGACUCACUGGAGAAUCUUCUUAGCAAUGAAUCAGUAACACCUGAAUAUUUGGCUGACAGUACGGUGGGCAGAGGGAAACAAAAAACAAUCGUCUUAAAGGUGCCAGGGCCAGACGAGAGUCAGGAGGACCAAGACAGUGGAUCAGAGGCCAGCGACUCUGUGUCCAAUAGUGGCCAGUCUUCAUCGCAGAACCCCAACAACGUCACACUCAUCACCCUGAACUCAGAAGAGGACUACCCUGCAGGAACAUGGCUCGGGGAUGAAAAUAACCCGGAGAUGCGUGUGCGCUGUCCUGUCUCUCAAGGCGACAUGCUGCACAUCAGCAGUAACUGUCGCACACCAGAGAAGAUGGCGCUCACGCUGCUGGACUACCUGUUCCACCGCGAGGUGCAGGCCGUCUCUAACCUGUCUGGCCAGGGCAAGCAUGGCAAGAAGCAGCUGGACCCACUUAUGAUCUAUGGCGUCCGCUGUCAUCUUUUCCACAAAUUUGGCAUCACCGAAUCAGACUGGUACCGUAUCAAACAGAGCAUUGACUCCAAGUGUCGCACAGCAUGGAGACGGAAACAGCGCGGCCAGAGCCUGGCGGUUAAGAGCUUCUCCCGCAGAGUACCGGCUGCCCGCACUGGCUCAGAGGGGGUCUCGGUAACAGAAACGGCAUCUUUGGAGAGCUCCACACAGGCCCUCCAGUACGCACUGGCUGGUGCAGGCCAACAGGUCCAGAUCCACCGCAUAGGAGAAGACGGACAAGUACAAGUAAUUCCACAGGGACACCUCCAUAUAGCUCAGGUGCCACAGGGUGAGCAGGUGCAGAUCACACAGGACAGUGAGGGCAACCUUCAGAUCCACCAGGUGCACGUUGGGCAGGAUGGACAGGUUUUAAGAGGAACUCAGCUCAUUGCAGUGGCUUCUGCUGAUGGGACGGGGGCAGUGGAGGCGUCUCCUUUGCAGGCUAACGACAUCCAAGUUCAGUACGUCCAGCUGGGUCCUGUGACUGACCAUUCAGGAACUGUGCAAACUGAGGGACUAGGCACUGCUCUGGCGGAGAUGGAGGUGAAGGAGGCCAUACAGAUCCAGCAAGGUGCGAAUGGUGAAGUGGUUCAGAUUCAGAUGCCUGUUAACACAGUGGGCACCUGAGACACCAGCUCAUGUGCUCUCUCUCUCUCAAACCCAAGACUUCUCCAAGUACACGGAUGCGUCAUUGCGAUUCUGCAGCAGUAGCACCUGAGCUACAGAGAGAGAGAGAGAGAAAGAGAGAGAGAGAGAAAGAGAGAAAGAGUGAUAUGUGUGGGUGCGUAAACUCACUAUUUGAGUAACCAUGGGUUAAGCCCAGCAGGAGAGACUUAGUUAAAACAAAUCAUAUUCCCUUUGGGUCAACCAGUCUAUUGGCAAUCUCCUGACAAACACAGACUGUGAAAGCAGCCAGUCAGCUUAUUAACACAAAAGCAAUGUUGGCUUCAGUGAGGCUUGUCAAAGCUGCAUGUGAUACAGGCUGUGGCCCAGCUGAGUACAGAAGAAAGGAAGAUACCCCCCACCCUCCUCCCGCAUCUGUGCUCCAUCAGUGCAGCAUCUUCAUCACUGUGCAAGAUGAGUUUAUUUAACUACAACUUGUCUGACUGUAAAGUUUUCAAGAUCAUCUAAUCUCCAAGUUACAAAAAAGAUUUUACCAUGUAAAAAAAAAAAAAAAAAAAAAGUUGUUGUUUGCAAAUGAUCAAGGCUUUGCUUUGCAUUCUGCCUCCUGGUUCAGGUUUCUGGAGCAUCUUCUGCAUAACUGACACUGUAUUGCUUUGUUAAAAUAUAAGUUAUUAUUAUCUUUUUUUAUUUGUGUGCUGCCAUUGUUUGGCUUUCAGUUGGGUUGCACAAUGAUUAGCCCAUUAAAGUUGCUUGUAGGUUGUUGCUAACUUAUGGCAACAAAUGUAUUAAGCAGAAAUAUUUAUGAUGUUUUUUCUUAUCUGAUGUUUGAUUUAUACUGUUGAUAAAAAUCUUGUAUUUGUAUUUGGCAGUGACAGUAAUUAAGCCCAUGCACAUACAAUGUGUCACAGAAGUAUUUGCUACCCCCAAACUUUCCCACAUUUUGUACUGGACAACAUGGAACUGAAAUUGACUUAACUGUGAUAUUAAUUUUAGUUCUGGUGCAAGCAGUUUCUACCAUUACACAAAAUUAUUUGUUUGGAGUCCAACUGUGUACAUUUGACACAUGAUUUGAUCUUAUAAAUAAACUUGGAAUGUAUCCAGGAGACCUCAAACUUCAGUCCAGAACAGAGUUGUAGAAAUGGAUUGAUCAAUGCUUGGUUAUUAAUUCAUGGACAGAAUAUGGUACAACAGUAAUCAGGUAAGCACACUGUUAGUCAGAGAAGCAAGCACUAAAAGGCCUAGGGUAAGGUCAAUUUAAAGUUUUCACCACCACGCUUUAAUGUGUUAAUUGUUUUCUCAGCUAUAUAGGGCUUCCACUUUUUGUUCCAAGGUCAAACUGUUCAACUGUGGUGUCAUUAGAACAAAUAAUCACGUUUCCUGAAUCUCCAUUAAGUUUGGAAUUGCACUGUAGAAAAUACACUGUUUUGUAUUAUGUGUAUGACUUGUUCAAAGGGAAUAAUGUCAUGUAAUAGUACUGCUUAUGUUUUUAUGUUAACAGUAGCUGCCAGACAGAAUUCAAUAGAGAACAGAAACAUAAAAAGAUUUCUUUUUAUACAUUUUUGUUUCCCAUGAUUCUGUUAUGGGUUGAGUUAUAAAAGCUUUCUGCUCUAUAUGAAGCAAGAUCUGGGUUUAGUGCCAGUACUGUCAUUAAUAUUAAAAGACAUGAUUUGGAAUUGAUGA